AGAAAGAAAGAAAUUUCUACACACACAAGUAAAAGCACAUUAUUAUUAUUAUUAUUAUUAUUAUUAUCAUCCUACACUAACUAGAGAGAAAAAGAGGAAGGAAGGAAGGAAGGAAAGAUUGAUUGAUUAUUCAAUUUAAUUCAACUCAAGCGUGAAGUGAGAGAAACCCUGCUCUUUACUCUUUUUCUAUCUGAAUCUCAUCUCAUCUUCUUUUCUUUUUUGUUGUUGUUGUUGUUAUGGAAGAAGAAACCAUCCACUACCCAUCGCCAUCGCCAUCUAGCUCCUCCUCCUCCUCCCAGCUCCUAAUCCUGCGUCUGAUGAGCAAAAGACGAACAUGGGUAUGUCUAUUCGUAACAGUGUACACAAUCUUGCUCUCUUCCUCCUGGAACAUCAUCCGAUCGCUUCUCUCUUGGUACGACGCCAAUUCAUCUCCACCUACUCCUCCGGAUGCCCCUUUUUCUGGCUGGCCCGCGAUUUAUGCCUCCGUCGUUCUCGGGGUUGUCUUUGGACUUCUAUCCAUGGCGGCGGCGCUGGCCGUCGCUGUCCCCGCCACGAUGGUCACUUGGAUCACCGUUUUGGUCUUACUUACUUUCUGUGGCAAGCCUAAACGCCAGUUGGUGGUCGAUGGCAAGAAAUUGACGGCUGAGAUUACUGGGUUUGCUUUCAAGAUCUUGAUUAAGGAAGGGAAUGUCGUCGCCGCUAUUUGUGCCGUUUUGGGCUAUUUUGCUCUCUUUAGACGCGGUGGUGGUGGUGGUGCUGGAAGAGAUGAAAAUAUUAUUGGUGCUUCCUCCUCCUCCUAGCUAACAACCACUUUCAUUUCAAUUUUUAGUUUCGUUUGAUUUUGACAUCAACCAGAAGAUAGAUGAAGAAGAAGAAGAAGAAGCUUAAAGAAAGAGAUUUGGGGGAAACUUAUAAUAAUAAAUUUAAUAUAAUAGUCUCUUUCUCUAUACAGCCUACUACGUACACUACACAAGGAUAAGAAGAGACUUGAACUCUUCCAUUUAUUUUCUUUUUCUUUUUCUUUUUUUGGGUUUUUUUAGGAAGACUUUUUAUUUUUUUAUCUUAUAGGAAUGAAGGAAGACUUAUGAAUUUUCUUUUUUA
Impatiens glandulifera is the source of this 1101-nucleotide messenger RNA. RefSeq lists its product as uncharacterized. The record is from RefSeq and is a predicted model, not a curated record. NCBI's taxonomy places the organism in Eukaryota, Viridiplantae, Streptophyta, Magnoliopsida, Ericales, Balsaminaceae. Bases 237 to 800 code for a protein of 187 amino acids. The transcript has a single exon.